Molecule: messenger RNA, 357 nt
Organism: Adineta ricciae
Lineage: Eukaryota; Metazoa; Rotifera; Eurotatoria; Adinetida; Adinetidae
Source: the annotation of a GenBank genome assembly
AUGGCAGUUUCGCCGAACAUGCUCCAAUUCAUUAUGUUAGGAAUCAUUACUGUAUUCGGAAUCGUUACAUUUGCACUUGCUGCAGCUAGUGUUGGUACUCUUAAUAAACGUGAUAAUGAAUUCAAACAACAACUUAAUGCUCUUUCUGAGCAAAUAGCAAAUUUGAAGAAUUCUACAACAACAACAACAAUACAAACAGGACCGACGUCAACAACAACAACAUCUGGAUCUUCAUCCUCAUCCGAGGGAACAAGUACCAUUAUCAAUACAAGUCCAUCUGGAUCCACUGCAUCACAAGCUGUGUCUACUGGUUCUGGACUAAGUACCACCCACAACACAUCUCCAACAUCGUCGUAA